UCGCUGCUUCCCGGCCAUGCGUGUAGAUGAGAAACAGUAGCAUACGUUUGGAACCAGCGACGAGGACCAGCCAGCUCGAUCAGCUCGGAAGGCAAGAUGGUAGCCCCUAGUAAAAUAUGGAAAGUUUGUUCGUGUUACGAGAUGUGCCAUUGCUGGAAUCCUUCCUGCAUCGGGGCAUCGUGGGACAUUGCAAAGGCCAGCUACAAAUUCUCGUUCCGGACGUAUGUCAUAUUUUAUACGAUUUCGACCCUCAUCUUUCAUAAAGGCAUCCCCGAUGUACGGAAGCUCAUAGUGGACAUCCUGCGCUCCACCAACUUUCUGGCCUCCAAUGCCAUCCUGUUCAUGUCAUCAAUAUGUGUCUUCAGGCGGUUACUUGGUCGUUUCUUCGCUUGGUUCGUUUGGGGGCCUGCGUGCGUAGCCUCAGGUAUAGCCAUUUCAAUGGAGAAGAAAAGUCGGAGGGCUCCGUUAGCGCUCUACAUGGUAACACUGGCUAUUGAGCUCUUGAUCAACAUCGUCUUAUCCAGAGGAUGGGUGAAACCGAUCAAAUAUGGGGAGGUCAUGCUGUUCAGUGUAUCAUCAGCAUUAGGACUCUUUCUGUUCAGAUACGGCAACGUGCUGAAGAAUGAUUCCCUCUCGGCAUUGAAAAUGCUAGUAGGAGCGCAAGAACUGCCAGUCGAGCUUCAGCCUGAUGAGGUACGACUGCCUAUCGCCAGCCAAGAAAAUGGUACCCAGCAUGAGGGCAUACAGAGAACGCAGCGGCCGACAUUUAUGUCAGCUCUCCAAGAGACGCUCAAGACCAAAUGCUUACAGUUUGUAGACAGGCUCAAGUCACUCCAGAAGCAUCGACUAUGCCAGCAUCAGUCCAGCUGCAUUUACUAUGUAUUACAGGCCUGUAUUCGCAAGUUUGCCGUAGGCUACGCCGUGCAGGCGGCCUUAAAUCUCCUGAGAGCUCUACCCAAGAUAGCAACCAGGCCCGGCCUUCUACUUCAAGCCUUCGUACGCCAAGACAACUUUGGCCUAGCGCUCUUUCUCAGUCUAUUUGUAGCAAUUUUCCGAAGCCUUAGUUGCCUUUUACGCUGGCUUAGAAACAAGGACAGCCCUCUGCAUGCAUUAAUAGCAGGCGGAGCAGCUGGCGUAUCUAGUAUCUUCUACCGUAGUACAGCCAUAUCUCUGUAUUUUGCUUCCAAGAUCCUCGAGAACCUUAUCGUCAAGGGUCAAGAGCGCGGCAUCGUCCCAGUCAUCCCCCGUGCCCCGUCCAUCCUGUUCGCAUUGUCGACGGCGACAGUUUUGCAUGCAGGAGCGUAUGAACCACACAACAUCCGGCCGGCCUACUGGAGCUUCCUGCUGAAUCUAACAGGACAGAGGUACGGCGAUAUGAACCGCAUGCUCAUCGCUCACCUGGGCACGGACUCCACCAGGAUCUACCCUGAUUGGCCCGUUUAUCCGGACCUCUCCAAGCUCAAGCUAGUUGACAAAGACGGACUGUGCGUUCAGUCCUUGCAACCCAAGAAACUCUGAUGUGACUUGUCGCCGACGGCAGAAAUUGAUUUUUUUUAAUUAUGUCUUCUCUCAAACAGAGGUCUCUAACCCUAACUCCUUGGCAUGAUUUACUAGGAGCCAUACCCAUCCUGGCAAAUUCCAACACCAUAUGGGGAACUGCACACACAUAUUUCUGACUUUGAUUCUGGAGGUGUGCCAACCCAAUGUAAAAGACUGUCAGUUUAGGGGUACUGUACCCAUUCUGACAGAUUCCAACAAAACGUGCCAUUUGGGUUUGAUGGGUUGAGUUCUGUUAUAACUUAAUGUAUGCAAAGAAUGUUCCAUAUCGUCUUUUUUUUUAAAUUAUGUUCAAUGCAAUCUAUAUGAAAACAUUUUGGGUCAUUUUAAAACAAGUUUUUCAAUAGAUAAUUGACUUACCAUUUUAUUUUGGUUGUUACAUUUCCACAGACAAUGUGAUCUUUUAUUUAUAAAAAAAGAUUUUGAUCCUUAUUUUAGAAAUAGCCCUGGGGGGGGGGGGGGGGGUGGUCUUCAAACACACACUUUUGGUGGGAAAGGGAAAACAAAAUCUAUUUAAAAGAUCGUCCGAGAGAAAGCUUUGGAAAGAAUUAAACGAGAUAAUGUUCUUGCCCAAUUAAUCUUUCAGCCACAAAGGAAUGAUGAGAAAAGAUAUGGUGAUGUGUGCUCAAUUGUAAAAUUAUAAAACUGACUUUUAUACUAAUGGAAGAUUUUUGACUUGCACAAAGAAAGCUUUUUGCCAAACCGUUUGUAUACAACUGGUAUUAGGCUAAUGUUUUUAUAACUUAUGUAUAAUAGUUCAACCAACUAUCAUGGUAAUAGGAAAAUUUCAUACUCGUAUGUUUAGAAAUGUACAUUUCUAUCAGAUGAACUCUUAAAUAUCUCUUAAAUAUUUAACACUUAAAUCACAACGAGUUCUCUGUCCCUUGUCACUCACUAGGAGCAAAAAGUGAUUAUUGGAAGACAUUUUCGAAAAUUGACACUGAAAUCAAGUGUGAUAUUGGCUCAUUUGACCAUCACAUCAAGACAUUUCAUUGCUUUAAUUUUAAGGUAACUGUAAUCGUGGUUAUAUUUUUGUGUGUGUUGAUUAAGAGGGGAGGUCACAGUAAUAUUUCAAUGCCUAUUGAAUAUUUAAGAGUUUAAUGUUUUCAUCAAUACAGAUCAAUGCAAUUUAUUCAUAAUGUUUAUUUUUCUUCUGUGAUUCAAUAAAAACAAAUUUGGUGGUGGCUUGUGCAACCUGGGGCCAAUUUCAAGGAAACUGGCUAAGCAUGGAAAAUAUUUGCUUAGCAAAAAUAGGUUACCGGUGAAAAUGUCUUGCCGGCAAUGUCUAUUGCUGGUGACUGGUGCUCCGCUGAUUUUUGCUUAGCGCAUAAAUUUGCUAAGCAGUAUUUUUUUCCUGCUAAGCGGAUACUUGAAAUUGGGUAAGAGUAAAAUGAACUGGAAGAGGCUGAUGUUUGGGACUGAUGAGGGUGAUCAAUUAUUUGCCUCUCAAAAAACUAGGGUUGGUUUAAGCUUUGUCUCUGGUGUUGUAUGAAAUUUAGACUCUGUGAAAUACGGACUCCUUGGUUGAAUUCAGGCAUGCAGCUUGUCCUCCGAUCCGCUGAUUUCCUCGUUUUUUACUUCUCAUGAAUGCCAUUACAAAUUGAAAAACACUACAAGGUCUUGUGUGGUUUGGAAUUUCCCCUCUUUUUUUAAUUGCAAGUUGCAUGCCUGUGUAUUGGCAUGCCUUACUGCAGAUAAAAUUUAGGACAGAGACAGGACAUGUGUGAGGGUUAAGAGUCCACAUGAGGUAAAAGAGUCCAGAUUUCACGUUGGUCUAAAUUCCAUACGACACCGGCUUUUAUUUGGCCUUGUCUUUGACUCCAGAUUCAUUGUUCAAAACUUUUAAAAUUAUUUUUUUUAUUGUGGAAAAAAGAUUGUGAAUAAAAGAUGGAAUGCCAACAUAA
Molecule: messenger RNA, 3461 nt
Organism: Patiria miniata (bat star)
Lineage: Eukaryota; Metazoa; Echinodermata; Asteroidea; Valvatida; Asterinidae
Product: transmembrane protein 135-like
Exons: 15
Coding region: 97-1518 (473 amino acids)
Source: RefSeq, a predicted model, not a curated record